AUGGCGUCCUCCUCUCCUAAUAUGCUGACGAAGGUACGAAUUGGCGCACAUGAACUCCACUUUCAGUUCAUCAGUUGGAUAGCAUAGCUAAACCAAUCUUUAGUUCGAAUCAAAGUCCUCGAGGGCCAAGGGCAUUGCCUUCCAUCCUAAACGGUAUGCUCAAUCGAUCCCCCCGCGCAUUCACAGCUAAUUCCAGCAAGGCCAUGGAUCCUCGUCUCCUUGCACUCCUCUACAAUUCAACUAUGGGAUUAUCGUAUGGGAACCUUAAUCGACCGUUUUGAAGAGCACGAUGGACCAGUUCGAGGAAUAGAUUUCCACAAGACACAACCCCUCUUCGUUUCCGGGGGAGACGAUUACAAGAUCAAGGUCUGGUCGUAUCAGACUCGCAGAUGUCUUUUUACCUUGAAUGGACAUCUGGAUUAUGUUCGCACAGUUUUCUUCCAUCAUGAGCUUCCAUGGAUUAUUUCGAGUUCCGACGACCAAACCAUCAGGAUUUGGAACUGGCAGAAUAGAUCACUGAGUAGGCACUUCCUAUAAGCCUUCGACUUCAAAUAUACCAAUGGCUAACAUGUUAAACUAGUCUGCACCAUGACCGGACACAAUCACUAUACGAUGUGUGCGCAGUUUCACCCAAAAGACGAUUUGGUAGUUUCCGCCUCUCUCGAUCAGUCAGUCCGUGUAUGGGACAUUUCUGGACUCCGCAAGAAACACUCAGCUCCAACAUCGAUGACUUUCGAGGACCAAAUGUCACGGGCGAAUCAGAAUCAGGCGGAUAUGUUUGGGAACACAGAUGCUGUAGUCAAAUUUGUCUUGGAGGGUCACGACAGAGGUGUCAAUUGGGUUGCAUUCCACCCUACCCUACCUCUUAUUGUGUCUGCGGGUGAUGAUCGCUUGGUGAAGCUAUGGAGGAUGAGUGAGACGAAAGCUUGGGAGGUAGACACAUGCCGAGGCCAUUUUCAAAACGCAUCAGGAUGUUUGUUCCACCCACACCAGGACUUAAUACUUUCCGUGGGCGAAGACAAGACGAUUCGAGUCUGGGACCUUAAUAAACGUACCUCGGUACAAUCAUUCAAGCGUGAGAAUGACCGAUUCUGGGUGAUUGCCGCCCACCCCGAAAUAAAUCUUUUUGCGGCUGGUCACGAUAAUGGUGUUAUGGUUUUCAAACUUGAGAGGGAGAGGCCUGCAUCCGCUUUCUACCAGAACAAUCUUUUCUUUAUCACUAAGGAGAAGCACGUUCGGUCAUAUGAUUUCCAAAAGAACAUCGAAAGUCCAACAUUGUUGACUUUGAAGAAGCUUGGUAGCCCUUGGGUUCCUCCCCGAACAUUAUCUUUCAACCCUGCUGAACGUGCAAUUUUGGUCACUUCCCCUGCAGAUGGCGGUUCAUAUGAACUUAUCAACCUCCCAAGAGAUGGCACCGGAGCAAUUGAUGGUGCUGACACCAAGCGGGGUCAAGGAAAUUCAGCUGUAUUCGUGGCACGCAAUCGAUUCGCCGUUUUCAAUGCCAGCAACCAGCAAAUUGAUAUCAAGGACUUGUCAAACUCAACCACCAAAACCAUCAAACCACCUCACGGAACCACUGAUAUCUACUUUGGUGGAACCGGAAAUCUCCUUCUAAUUACCCCUUCCGCUGUCCACCUAUAUGAUAUCCAACAAAAGAAGAGUGUCGCCGAGUUGGCAGUCAGCGGUGUCAAGUAUAUUGUUUGGUCCAACGAUGGCCUUUACGCUGCCCUCCUAAGUAAACACAAUGUGACCAUUGUGACGAAAGCUUUGGAACAAGUCAGUACACUACACGAGACCAUCCGAAUCAAGAGUGCUACCUGGGAUGAUGCUGGCGUCCUUCUUUAUUCAACCUUGAACCACAUCAAGUACACUUUGCUGAACGGCGACAACGGAAUAGUCCGCACAUUAGACCAGACUGUUUAUCUUGUCCGAGUAAAGGCACGCACAGUUUACUGUUUGGAUCGAAACGCAAAGCCCAAGAUUUUGAAUAUUGACCCGACAGAGUACCGAUUCAAGAUGGCUCUCGUCAAACGCAACUACGAAGAGAUGUUGCAAAUAAUCAAAAACUCAAGUCUUGUUGGUCAAAGUAUCAUCUCGUACUUGCAGAAGAAAGGUUACCCAGAAAUCGCUCUGCAGUUCGUUCAAGAUCCUCAGACGAGAUUCGAGCUUGCCAUUGAAUGUGGCAACUUGGAUGUCGCUGUUGAGAUGGCGAAACAAUUAGACAAGCCCAAGCUAUGGUCUCGCUUAACAACCGAAGCCCUUGCCCACGGCAACCACCAAAUUGUUGAAAUGACUUACCAAAAACUCCGACAAUUCGACAAAUUAUCCUUUUUGUAUCUCUCGACUGGUGACGAGGCUAAGCUUGGACGAAUGGCCAAGAUUGCAGAACACCGUGGCGACUUUACUGCGAGAUUCCAAAAUGCAUUGUAUCUCGGGGAUGUGACGGACCGAAUUCAAAUGUUCAAGGAGAUUGAUCUGUGUAAGUUCAAAAUUUGCCACGUUGUAGAAAAGUUGUCUAACGAGCCAUAGAUCCCCUUGCAUUCAUGACGGCCAAGUCUCAUGGCUUGGAAGAUGAGUGCGAGUCAAUAUUAGAGGCGACAGGGCUUACUGAAGAACAAAUUACUCUCCCUUCAAUGGGAAGCCCCUUAACGCCACCAAAACCCGUAGUACAAACAUUCAAAGCGAAUUGGCCAACAAAGGCUACCUCGCAAUCAUUCUUCGAAAAGGCUCUUCUCGGACAAGUCGAUGGAUUGACACUCGAGGAUGAGCCAGCUGCAGCUUCCAACGGACUUGGCUUCGAUGAUACUGGUGAUGAGGAUCUUACAAACCGAAAUGGCAAUUUGGAAGAUGCAGACGAUGACGAGGAUGCCGCGGGAUGGGAUAUGGGAGACGAUAUUGUUCCAGAGGUAGAGAGCGACUUUGUUAAUGUUGAGAGUACGGAAGCUGGUGGAGCUGCCAGCAGCGAAGCUGACUUGUGGGCUCGCAACUCGCCACUUGCUGCAGACCACGUCGCUGGUGGUUCUUUCGAGACCGCCAUGCAGCUGUUGAAUCGCCAAGUUGGUGCAGUCAAUUUCGAGCCUCUGAAACCACGCUUUUUGGAAAUUUAUGAGGCAUCAAAAACAUAUCUUCCAGCAUCGGCUGGAUUGCCACCUCUAAUCAACUACGUCCGACGAACUGUUGACGAAACAGAUCCAAGAAAGGUUCUCCCUAUCAUACCUCAAGACAUUGAAUCACUAGCUACAUAUGAUCUCCAAAAAGGCUACAAGGCCAUGCAAUCCAACAAAUUGGAAGAAUGCGCACAGAUAUUCAAGAGGAUGCUUUUCGCACUUCUUGUGAAUACAGUAUCGAGUCCCUCGGAGGUUGUAGAAGCAAAGAAACUCAUUACAUCGGCAUGCGAAUACAGCAUCGCUAUGGCUAUUGAGUUGUCGAGACGAAAUCUUGGCAGUAAUGAAGAAGUGGCAAAAUCGCCUGAAAAGUUGAAGCGUAGUCUCGAGCUCUCUGCAUACUUCACAAUCCCCAAGCUGGAAGUUGCUCAUCGACAGUUGACUCUUGUCUCUGCCUUGAAGUCGGCCUGGACUAAUAAGAACUACAAUUCCGCUUUGAGUUUUGCCAACCGUAUGUUGGCAAAUGGCGGUAAUGCCAAGAUGUUGGAAAACGUAAGUACAAGUUUUGCCAUGGUAUAGGGAUAUUUGCUAAUAUUUUAAAAGGCACGAAAGACAAAGGCACAAUGUGAACGUAAUCCAAAUGAUACGCUCGAGAUUGAGUUUGAUCAAUUCGCUGAGUUCGACAUUUGCGCCGCCUCCCACACGCCCAUCUACUCUGGCUCUCCAUUCGAGGUCUGUGCUUUUGAUGGCAGUAAGUACCACUCGAAAUACAAAGGAACAGUCUGUACCGUCUGUGAGGUUUGUGAGGUGGGGAAAAACGGGAGUGGGUUGAAGCUAGUUGCAUAG
This is a messenger RNA of Hymenoscyphus albidus, 3950 nucleotides long. NCBI's taxonomy places the organism in Eukaryota, Fungi, Ascomycota, Leotiomycetes, Helotiales, Helotiaceae. The record is from the annotation of a GenBank genome assembly.